UGGUACUUAAGUACCAUGUCUCCGAGGCUUUUCUUCAUUUACUGCCGACCCUGUAAAGGAUUUUGUGUUUUAACAACAAAUUAAUGAAGAGCGUUAGAACUCAUCACUGGGUACCGGACUGUAUAGAAUAAGCAGGUGCUUGCAAAACCUCACAAGAAUGUGCAUUCCAGUCUUUCUGAAAAUCAGUGAACCCGCGCUGUGGAUAGUUCUUCUAGUUUUACCACUGCAGUUCUACAGUACAGCGGAGAUCCCAUGGCCCGGUGUAAAACAACCAGGAGAUUUUCGCUACCUGCCGUCAGGACUAAGACGCAUCAACCUUAAACCAAUAAUGCGAUUAGAUCAGCUUCGACGAAAAAUUUGUGAACUAAUACGAAUGGGAUGCGACGAACAAUCGACCGAUCCAAAGAAAAAUGAGACAACCAGCGAGAUCAUUUUUACCCCCAUGAAACCUCCGGAUUUCGAUAAAAAAGACGUAAAAAUUGUCAAUCUCCCGCCAGUUUUUUCACGCCCAGCAGACUCAACAAAUGACCCACACUGUAUGCAAUUCAGAAUUCCGGAUGAAUACUUUGAAGAAGGGGUAGAUAUACAAGGUGCGGACAUAUAUAUUUACUUUAAAGUAAAAACACGUCGAAAAGGAAGUCGGCGAAUAGUGUUAAAAGUGUUUUCUCUCCAGAAUGGGUCUAAAAGAAGAAAAAAUGUGGCAAAAUUACAGAUUCGUCCAAAUGAUACAGCUUGGUAUAAAGUUUCUCUACCACGUUCUAUUACAAACAGCUUUGAGAGCUAUCAGAAUAGAACUGUUUCUAUGUGCAUAGACUGUAGAAGGUGCAACAAACGAACUAGAAUCACUUUUCCUUUAAAAACACACCCAUCAAAGCGGAAAAGGAAGCGAUCGAGGAAGAAUAAAAGAAAGAACCGUAAAAAUAGAAGACAAAGGAAUUCGAAAAAGAAAAGAGGGAAGAAACCCAAAGAGUUGCAUUAUCAUAGACCAUUUCUUAUUUACCGGUUGAAACAGAACCAUCGAUCAAAACGAAAUCUAGAUAAUAACCCCUGCUCGUUAUCGAAUGAUACUCAAAGCUGUUGUAGGUACGAACAGUUUGUGUCGUUUUCCGACAUGGGAUUCGAACAGAACAUUUUGUUUCCCAGUGGAGUUACCUACUCCUCUUGUAUUGGAGGAUGUGGUGGUUUAUCUCUAAAUCAAAACAUUCCGGAAAUGCCGAGAGUUAGUUCGGAAAAUUCCGUUUGUCAAGUUACAGAAAGCGAGGAGACAAGUACUUUUUUAGUUCUUCGGGACCGCAUCGGGAUUUUAACUUUAAAAAACGGAAAUGUGUUACAAUGUGGAUGUAGUUUAUAACAGUUCUCAUUUGUAAAACACCUACAUUUGUUGGAAUGAGUGCCUACUGAAUUGCUUGCUAACUUUCAUGUUUAUAUAUUUUUAUCAUGGGUAUGUGAAUGUAUGACGCCAUUUUUUCCGUUUCCUUUUCUCAUUUAUUUAUAAAAUUAGUGUACAUUUUCAUUAUUUAAUUUCUAUUUAAUAGAAUAUUUC
Molecule: messenger RNA, 1543 nt
Organism: Magallana angulata
Lineage: Eukaryota; Metazoa; Mollusca; Bivalvia; Ostreida; Ostreidae
Product: inhibin beta A chain-like
Exons: 4
Coding region: 158-1351 (397 amino acids)
Biological process (GO): SMAD protein signal transduction
Cellular component (GO): extracellular region
Molecular function (GO): cytokine activity; growth factor activity
Source: RefSeq, a predicted model, not a curated record